Molecule: messenger RNA, 1122 nt
Organism: Exophiala aquamarina CBS 119918
Lineage: Eukaryota; Fungi; Ascomycota; Eurotiomycetes; Chaetothyriales; Herpotrichiellaceae
Exons: 2
Coding region: 1-1122 (373 amino acids)
Biological process (GO): NADPH regeneration
Cellular component (GO): cytoplasm
Molecular function (GO): nucleotide binding; oxidoreductase activity
Source: RefSeq, a predicted model, not a curated record
AUGUCCGCGAAUCAAGAGAACAAAGUCAUCCGUGUCGGCGUAAUCGGCUGUGGUGAACUGAUGCAGGUAGUUCAUCUUCCCGUUUUAACAGUACUCACCGAUUACUUCCGUAUCACAGCACUCUGUGAUGUCUCGCAAAAUGUGCUCCAGUACUGCAGCCGUCUUAUUAAGCCCACGCCUAAACUCACCACAUCUGCGAUGGAAAUUUGUUCCUCUCCGGACGUCGACGGUGUCAUCAUAUGCAGCAACUCGGCUCUCCAUACAAUCCACAUGACCCUUGCGUUGCAAAACAAUAAGCAUGUUUGCGUCGAAAAACCCGUCACCUAUAACUUCCGGGACAUCGCAAUUCUGACCGAGGCUGAGCAAAAGUCAAAAUGCUCGAUAUUCGUGGCAUACAUGCGCCGUUAUGCACCCGCCUUUCUCUCCGCUCUCGAGGAAGUUGGCGAUCGGAGCCAGAUUCAAUAUGCCCGAAUCCGCGCCAUCAUGGGGCAAAAUUCGGACUAUGUCAAGCAAUCCGGCAUGUUCCCCAAGCGGUUCAACGACAUCUCUCCGGCCGUCAGGAAAGAGUUGCUGGAGAAAGACAUCGAUAUGAAAGACCAGGCGCUGGCUGAGUUCGGAGUGCCCGUUAACGACCAAACCAGGACCAUUCUUUUCUGGCUCGGUGCACUAGGGACACACGACCUGUCAGCAAUGCGAGAAUCGCUUGGAUUGCCACGGGCUGUGGCAGGAGCGCACUUAAAGCCUCCGAUCUGGUCUGCGAUCCUUGAAUAUGACGGCUUUUCUGUCACAUAUGAGUCCGGGAUGAACUCCGUGCCCGACUUUGACACGCAUAUCGAGAUCUAUACCAAGGACAAAAUCGUACAGGUGAAGUAUGAACAGCCAUAUAUCAAAGGAUUGCCGACGAUGAUGAAGGUUAGAGAGAGAAUUACCGGCCGGAAUGGACAAACUGCAUACCAGGAGAGAAUUGUCAGAGAGACAUACGAGGACAACUACACGCUCGAGUUGAAGGCCUGGUACAACUCCAUUACGGAGGACAAGCGUCCUAAGACCACGCUGGAGGAUGCCGCGGAGGAUCUGAAGAUUUUCAAGAUGCUGAUGCAGGCUGCAUUUUGCAAGUCCUGA